AUGCCGCGUUCUUUCCUGGUGAAGAAGAUCAAGCUCGAUGAUGAAGGCUUCUCCUCCUCCUCUUCCUCAUCCUCGCCCCCCCACCACCACCACCACCACCAUCAUCACCACCAACACACACACCAUGGAGUUGGAGUACGCCUCAGCCACAACGGUUACAUCCAGGACUACAUCAUGCCCUCGGUCUACAGUGGCGGCGAUAAGAAGUGUGAUGUGGAGCUGAAGCUGGCCUCUCCCAUGGUGUCCGAGCCGCUCUACCACUCCGGCCCAGCAGGAGGCGACAGAGAGCAGUACUGCUGCGACCCCGAGCUGGAGCAGCCGGACAGCCCCCAGUCAGGGCAGACCGACAGCGGCUUCUACAGCGGCGAUGCGGAGGCGGAGCCUGUGGGGGCGGAGUCUGAGGGCUUCUCCAUGGACGCCUUCUUCAUCUCCGACGGCCGCUCGCGACGCAGGCCCAAAGAGGAAGAGGACGCAGAGGGAGACGGAGAGGGAGACGGAGACGGAGAUGGGGAGGUCAGCGAGGGCUCGUCGCCGGGGUCGUCGUCAAGACACACCUGUAGCGAGUGCGGGAAGACCUACGCCACCUCCUCGAACCUGAGCCGCCACAAGCAGACACACCGCAGCCUCGACAGCAAGAUGGCACGCAAGUGCCCCACCUGCAACAAGGUGUACGUGUCCAUGCCCGCGCUGGCCAUGCACCUCCUGACGCACGACCUGAAGCACGUCUGCACCGUGUGCUCCAAGGCCUUCAGUCGCCCGUGGCUGCUCCAGGGCCACAUGCGCUCGCACACGGGGGAGAAACCCUUCGCCUGCGCACACUGCGGCAAAGCCUUCGCCGACCGCUCCAACCUGCGCGCCCACAUGCAGACGCACUCGGCCUUCAAGCACUACCGCUGCAAACGCUGCCACAAGACCUUCGCGCUCAAGAGCUACCUGAGCAAGCACUACGAGUCGGCCUGCUUCAAGGGCUCCGGGGACGAGGAGGAGGAGUCUGGCGACGAGAACUGA
Engraulis encrasicolus (European anchovy) is the source of this 1008-nucleotide messenger RNA. It is a transcript of the gene scrt2, whose product is annotated as scratch family zinc finger 2. The record is from RefSeq and is a predicted model, not a curated record. The transcript is spliced from 5 exons. Bases 1 to 1008 code for a protein of 335 amino acids. Gene Ontology annotation, biological process: regulation of DNA-templated transcription. NCBI's taxonomy places the organism in Eukaryota, Metazoa, Chordata, Actinopteri, Clupeiformes, Engraulidae. Gene Ontology annotation, molecular function: DNA-binding transcription factor activity, RNA polymerase II-specific; RNA polymerase II cis-regulatory region sequence-specific DNA binding.